Botrytis cinerea B05.10 is the source of this 4980-nucleotide messenger RNA. RefSeq lists its product as hypothetical. Bases 1670 to 3913 code for a protein of 747 amino acids. Lineage: Eukaryota; Fungi; Ascomycota; Leotiomycetes; Helotiales; Sclerotiniaceae. The record is from RefSeq and is a predicted model, not a curated record. Gene Ontology annotation, molecular function: protein binding. The transcript has a single exon.
GGUGCUAAUGCUCACAAAUUCACCAAUCUGCCUCUUACAUUAACUAUGCCAUCUCGUCUCACCAAGAGGCAAAAAGAUCGUAUCACACGCAUCUUUAUCGAUCCUCCCCUUCUCACAGCCCAACCUUGCCAGCUCUUCCACUAUCUGCCUGCUUGCUUGGCGAUUGUGUGCAGCACCUUUCAUCGCUUUCCUGACCCUCGAUCAUUGCACUCCACCGAAGAGCUUGCUCCCUACCAAUCUUUGGACAUCUUGCAGUCAUUUCACGCCUCCAUAUUCUCUAUAUUUUGAUUAAUCUUUCUUCCCCAAUUUUAGGAACAGACAACGAAUCUUAUGAACCCAUAUAGAGCAAUUGACGGAUAACGACAACGACCUAUGACGAACCAAAAGACAUACGAAGUUCCACUUUCUACCACACAUCAUACGGAUUCGUACCAGAAAACUACUUCUCCGUUCUCCACCCAGGUAUUGCAACCCAUACAUAUUACAUACAUAUGAAUAUCGCGUGCGUCGCAUACAGCAACACAUCCAUAGGUCCCAUCCAUACCAUCCAUACCAUCCAUACCAUCCAUACCAUCCAUACCAUCCAUACCAUCCAUACCAUCCAUACCCAUACCCAUUUCCAACACAGAAUCCCCGUCCUCCGGUGCGAAAACGAAAUUGAAGAACCUUUCAUCCAUUCAAGGAUUCAUUCGACUCCUUGCCAGUCAAGCCCAUCAAGCCCACCAACGCCUGAGACUUCUACAAUUUCAUUCCGUCCUGGGUUUGCAAUCAUUGAUUGUUCUUCUUUGAAUUCUGGGAAUACCUCUCAUUUACUGGACCAUCGAAAGAAAAUUUGAUAUUCUUGCAAUUUAGUAUCUAUCUGUGAUAAUACAUCCGAAACCAGGCAUAUAAAGCAAACUGACACGAUUCGCAUUGAGCGCUUCAGAAACAGAACAUCCUCGGCUUAUAUACCAUUGUAGAUCAAAACAGGGCGGGUCCUCGCUCGUACCAUUCGUGGCCUGCCCCAGGAAGCGGACGUGAUUGUUCGACAGCCGGUUGACUCCUAUUAUACCGUGGGUGCCAAAUACCAUACCGAUCUCAUCAGUUGUCAUACUGGCAUACUUGUUUGUGCCAUUCGCGUUUCGAUUGCUGUGCAUUCUUUGCAGUUUCUUUUUCAUUUGAGGUGCCAUUCGCCAUCUCAAGAGUCGCCUUCGUUUAUGACCUGAGAGAAUAACUUUGCAACUUUGGGUCUUUUAUCUGCACUUGGUUGUUUCAACUUGCCCACACUUAGAGGAUCUGUUGCCAAACGCCUUACACUUCGAAAUCGGGACGAAAUAUAUCUUCAUUACAAAUUCGACUUGAUUGGACAUCUUGACGGUGACUUCUUACGGGCUUUCGACGCCUCUUGUUAAAGCAUCGCAGCUUGCUGGAAGACAUACCCGUCGUUGACGACUCCGUUCGAAUUCCAUUUCUCAUCGAGACCGGACCUCCGACAAUUGGUUUCGUCGCUUUGACAGCAUCCUUUCAAAUCAUCCAUUGAUAGACAUCUGCUAUAUUUUCUUACUUGGCUCAUAAUGUGCCAAGAUACAUAACGGAAACGAGGACGAACCUUUUACCAUUCGUAGCGUCGAUCGGCCUACCCGACGACCUCAAUAACGAAUGAACACGACCACGACUGAGCAAGAUAAUAAUGGCUCUACCAAAACCAAAAUAUUCUCUGGAUGAUUCCUGUUCGAUACUAUAUAACAAUACAUUAUACGCAUACAACAGCGAAGCGUUUCAAUCGCUAUCGUUGGUCCAAGGAGCGAACUGGACGCAAUUACCCCAAGGAGAAUCUGUAUCGGGAGGAGUUUGUGUAAAGGCAACACCUGCUAACGGACAGGAUGCAUUGUAUAUUGUCGGUGGAACGAGCAGUAAUGCUACAAGCCCGUAUACGGGUCUUCAGCGAUAUAAUUUUAAUGAUGGGACAUGGGACACCAUAACUACCACAGUACUAGUCGCUCAAAAUCGAUUAUGGCACAGUGCUGUAUACUUGAAUGCAUCGGACUCCAUUCUAAUGUAUGCAGGAAGUCAAGACGGUAGUAAAGAUCCAUCAUCUCAAACCUUCACGAUAGCCGCGUCGCCUCCAUACAAUGUCCUGUCAUAUGGGGCUUCUAUUACACCACCUGUACCCGCUGUGCAGCCUCUAUUGCUUCCAUGGUCAUCGGAAUCGGCAAUCUACAUUGGCGGCACUGACAAGAAUACUGCAGUGAUGGAAUUCAAUCCAGUAACGGCCUGGGUUAACACAAACAGCAGCCUGGCCACUCCGAUAUAUAAUACUUCAGCAGUCAAAGCAGUUAUGAUGACGGGCGAUGACGAAAGCAAGAAUCUUUACACUUUUGAUAUGACAGUGACACCAAACACUGUAAAUAGGACCGUUCUGGUUGAUGGCUCUGGAAAUCCCGUGCAAAGUGCGGAGGCCAUUGUAUCAACAAGUACUUCCACAAAAAGAGCUAUGCAAGAAGUAAAAAGAAGCAGUCUUACGGAAGCUGACUGGCCUGCUUAUAAUGGUACCCUGGCUCCAACAUCUACGAGGACGUCAUAUUCGGUUGCGAUGGGCGCAGCUGGACAAGUAGUAAUAUCGGGUGGAAAUGAUGACGAUGUUCUGUGCGUAUUUGGAGCGGGAACAAAUUCUUGGGUUAAUGCAACAUCAAUGUUGGUAAAGUCUACCACACAACAAAUCAUUGUACCAUCAUCGUCCUCGUCAAGUACAAGUUCUUCAGUGCCUACAAGUACUGGUAACACUACUGCAACAGCAACCGAAUCAACCGAUGAGGUUGCCGACACGUUUCCAGUGAAGAUAUUGGGUGCAGUACUUGGGUCUAUAAUCGGGAUCGCUCUACUACUCAUUGCUGUGUUGAUUCUUCUCCGAUGGCGACGGAAGAGGAGGGAUCUCAAAAAUGCAGAUGCAAAUGGAUAUCCUCUCGAGAAAGAUGGAUUGGAAUUCUCGGACAGAGGUUUGGCAAAUAUGCACUCGUCAAUGCACCCGCCGCAACAUGGGCAAUCGGCAUCCCAGGGUUCAUAUUCGUCAAUGGCCAUCUUAAUGGGUCGUAUCGGACACCGAAGAGGAGAGGACGACAAAGGUAACGGAAGUGCAGGAAGUGGCAGCAGCAGUCAAUUUAACAAAACCUACAAAACUACAAUAAAUGAUCCUACAUCACCUGACCAGACUUUUGCUCAAGAUGCUUUGGCAAAAGAAGUUUCAUUCGGUCAAGAUACGGUUACACCACGACCUAGGAAUCCUGGAGCGCAGAGACGAGGCAGUACUAGAAGAUCAUCGGGAUGGAAUAGAUAUUGGUCUGGUGGAAGUGCAAUGACGAGUUUCUUGGGGAUUGGAGAAUCAAGACAAAAUCUGUCCAAUAGUGACGAUGACGCCGCUUCACGAUACUCGGAUCCAAGGCUGAAUACGCAACUUAAUGCUUCUAGACUUCCAAGUCAGAUUACUACAACAUCCGCCUUGGUGCCUCCAUUGAAGAUUCCAAUUCCAGGAGAUACUCCAUUAUAUCGGGUGGCUACCAAUAGUCCUACUGUAUCCACUGCUGGAUCUCAUUUCCCAGUAGCAGCAGAGAUGUCUGGCAAGAUUGAAGGGCUCCGACCUGACUCUUAUGCAAGCAAUGCUUCAUCUUAUGAUGGAAGAUCCGAUGCAUACUCGAGUGGAGUUCCAGAAAGUGUAAAUGAUCCGGACUCAUGGGCAACGGGCAAUCAAGGCUGGUCUAACAACAGACCAAGUAAUGCAUACACUGUUAGCGUAUACACCACCAACAGAGAUACUGAUGGAGGAAAUAAUUUCUCGCUCCAAACACCUCAACCGCCACCACCCACACAACAACAAAACCAACCCUCAAUUCCUUCGGAUAUGAGCUGGAUAAACCUUGGUACCAAAACUCGAAUAUGAUACCCUCUCUUUUUGUACUGUAAUCUCACAUUCCAAACUGUCACUAUAUGUUCUUAUCUUUUCUUCGUUGACAUUAGCGCUGUUGCAUUUUCAUGUCCUUGUUUACAAUAUAUCCUGUAUUGUUGCACAUGCUGGGGGUUCUUCCUUGCACGGCGUGGAAAUGGGUCAAUAUUGUUAAAAAAAUCCCGACCACUCUCAGGCCGCGUCUGGCGUUUUUCCUUUUCACCAUAUUUUUUCUGGACUUGCUUCCACAAAAUUCCAUCUCAUGUUCUCCUUAUUCGACUUCGUCCAACCUAUUUGAUUUCUUGGAUAACAAUACUAGUACUACUACUACUGCUUUUUUCUUGUUGGCGAAUACUGAUGUCUUGUAUGACAUUGUACUGUACUAGAUCUUGAUCUUGCAUGAUCGGAGUUAUUAUCUCUUUCUUUGGAUGUUUAGGUGGAGGCGGAAAGUGUACCUUAUCGUGCAAAGAAAAUCUCUUGGGGAAUGGGGGUGUAGGAGAUUUUGCAUUAUGGUAUGAGCCAUUAUUGGAUGGAUAUAAUGCUUAAAUUUUGAGGAGAUGUUGUAUUGUUGGUGGUGUGGAGGAUGGGGAGUCGAAAGUGGCAGAGUAGAGAUGAAUGUGAUGGUGGUUCACUAUACUUGCCGUGUAAGAUGUAGUGGUGUGUAGUCACGAAAGUACUUAGUAGUAGUUGUUGUUGUCGUGAGGCUGGCGAUGAAUGAGGACCUUGCAUAUUCAAGAGAUACUAUAUUUUUCAGUUUUGUAUGUGUGUGAAUGACUUGGUGUUUCUUCUUUAUGUGAGAUGACGGCCUGUAUUUUGUUUGGGCUGCUGAAUAUCUAUACUUCCAAAUUUCUGUACCGUCCUUCUUUCGUUCCGAAUUUUCUUGCUUUGGUGCUGAUUCAUUGAUACAUGGCGAUCUCGCUUUUCUACCCAUCAUUUUACUUUUAUUCAUUUUCUUUCCCUUUCUUUCUUCCUUUCUUUCUUCCUUUCUUUCUUAUAGCCAUGCGUCUCGAAGCCUAGAAAUCAUCGAUCAUGGGAAAACGCUCAAUACACAGAUAGAUUCGACA